CCCCUGCCCUACGAGCAGCUGGCCCACUUCUGCCGCCGCCCCCGCGCCGCGCCGCCCCCGUCGCCGCCCCCACCCCCGCCGGUUGAAGAUGUGAUUAAGAAGCUGCAUUCCACAGACUUGGGCAGCAAAAAGUGUCAGCAGGCGUUAGUGGAUCUGGAGGGGCUGUUCCAGCACUUGGAAGCCAUGUUCCGCCUGACGCUAGUCCCCCGGAUCCUUAUCCUGCUUGGAGGCAAUGCCAUGAAUCCUAAGGAGCUCUAUGAGAUCAACUUGGAGGGCAUCUGUGUGGGUAAUGCUGAGGAGAGCCUGCAAACACCAUCCUGUGUUCGUAAGCUCUUCCACUCGCUCUUCCUUGCAGAUGUCUUCAGUGAAUUACAGGCUCUCCCUGUCAUGGGCACCACUGUCAUGGUCCAAGGGCAUCGUGACUGUGGCACUGACUGGUUUCGACCCAAGCUCAACUACAAAGUGCCAACCCGAGGGAGGAAACUGACUGUCAACUUGUCUUGCAGUGGAGAUAGCUGUACAAGUCCUUCUACCCACAUGGGAAUGACUUCUCCCUGGGAGGACUACAUAUGGUUCCAGGCACCAGUGACAGUCAAGGGCUUCCAUGAAUGACUCUUGUUGUACUGCAUUUUAGUAGGGCUUUUAAUAACUCUCUGGUGCUGCUUUACUUGACUUUUUAUCAAAUGUAAUCGCAUAUCCUCUCUUGCUUGAAGCCGUUCUCCAGGGCAUCUGCUACCUUCUGGCAUCUGGACAAUGUUCUGUUUUUUGUUUGUUUGGUUUUGUUUUGUUUUUUUUUCAACAAUGUCUUAAAUUUCUCACUGCUACAUUGUCAGAGGCAAAUCCCUGUAGAGCACAGUUAUGUCCACAGAUGAAGGAAGGUGCCAGUUUUCUGGGGAACUGACUUGCAGCAGGUGAAACUGGCUAGUGGGUUAAAGCAACAUUAACUCUUCUGCAGCUUACCCACUCAACCAGCCAAUACUUGAAGUAGCUGUUUCGGGGAAUUUUUUUUCUCCAGGCUUAUUGUGGUGCUUAUGGAGUGUUCCCUUUCUGCUGGCUGGCAAAUCACUGUGCAAUGCUAAUGGGUGAAUCUGGACUUUCAUAAUCAGUGCUUAGAAUGAAUGAUACAAGGAGGUAAAUGCUAUAGGUGGUCUUACUAAGCACUCAGGAUCUCUUACCUUAUAGCAGGGUUGUCAACUCAUGGUCUGCAGGGCUGGAUGAUGAUUGCUGGAUCAGGACGGACUCCCUGUGCCAUGUGCAGGACUUAGUGCCAGGUUCAGCGUGUGCUUUGAGUGCAGCACAUGCUGCCCCAGAGCUUGCUGUGCACAUGGUGCGUAGGCUGGACCUGGGGCUGCAUGCAGCAUUGGCGGGGGUGGGGUCUGUGGCACAGGCUGCAUGUGGUGUCUUGCUAGACCACCUCUGGAGCCAGCGCACAAGCCAGUCUAGCCUUUGUGCUGCAUACAGGGUACGCCCUGGACCAAUAGCCUGUGCUGUGUUCUAUGCACACCCAGCACUGAGUCCAUUUUAUGUGCCAAAUACAGUAUGCAGGGCCAGAGCUGGCACGUGCCCCAUGCAGUGCAUGCAGUUUGGUCUGGAUAUCCACGGGCUGAAUCAUAUGGCUCCAAGGGCUGGAUCGGGCCCACAGGCCAUAUGUCUGACACCCCUGUCUUACAGCAUGGUCAUAUUAUGAAGGAGAGUAAGGGUUGCUUAGGCAUGUCCUGUAAAGUACAAAUAUACAAUGCUGUAAGUUAAUUCACUUAACACAAAGGGUGAUGUUCCAAAUAUGGGGGAUCAUCAACAACAGUUAAUGCCUUCUAUCCAGCAGUUGAUAUCAUCUUUCUGUACUUCAGAAGAGUUUUCUGACCAGUUUCACAUGAACCCACUCAGUCUAGACUCUUAAACUUUCAGACUCAGUCUUAUGCUGUUUGAUCUAACUGGUGAGAAAAUGGAAGUAGGGCAGCAAGAUGACAUAGCACUGAGCUUCAUGUUCUGAGCUUGGAGUAGCCUGUGUUACUCAAAGGAAAAUUUUCCUGCUUUCAGAGUUGGUAAUGAGACUUGAAGGGAAUGUAUCCUCUCAGUUCUGCACUGUGGACGUGAAUGUAAAACCCAUUAAGAAAAGGAACUGUAGAUCCAAAGUUCAGAUCCAAAGUGCUGAUAAAGCUGCUCUAAUCCCUUGGUUAAGGGUGAUCCUA
Messenger RNA from Alligator sinensis (Chinese alligator), 2189 nucleotides. It is a transcript of the gene MAD2L1BP, whose product is annotated as MAD2L1 binding protein. The annotation marks the transcript as partial. NCBI's taxonomy places the organism in Eukaryota, Metazoa, Chordata, Crocodylia, Alligatoridae. The record is from RefSeq and is a predicted model, not a curated record. The transcript is spliced from 2 exons. Gene Ontology annotation, biological process: regulation of exit from mitosis. Gene Ontology annotation, cellular component: nucleus.